AUGAGUACUAGCAUGGAUAGCAACCAAUUAAGAAUAGCAAACAUUGCAGCCACCUCGAUUUCCGAAAUUUACAAAUACUCGACUGACUUAAAGAUGUAUGAGCAGGCUAUAUCUAUAUUAAAUAACUACAAUUCUAAGGAUCUUGAGAUGUGGGUGGAAAGAAAGUUAAGCUCCAUUUGGUCAAAUGAAUCAGUAAGAAAAAAAUAUGGGAAGAAGAAAUUUCCAGGAAAUAUCUAUCCCGAUCUCGAAAAACGAAUGAAAUUUGAAAACAUUGAUGAUUUUGAUAAACUAUUUUAUUUGGUAAAUGAAAAUGAAGGUACAGAAGAAUAA
Molecule: messenger RNA, 330 nt
Organism: Schistosoma intercalatum
Lineage: Eukaryota; Metazoa; Platyhelminthes; Trematoda; Strigeidida; Schistosomatidae
Source: the annotation of a GenBank genome assembly